Messenger RNA from Gossypium raimondii (Peruvian cotton), 2159 nucleotides. RefSeq names its product exocyst complex component EXO70H1. Gene Ontology annotation, cellular component: exocyst. Gene Ontology annotation, molecular function: phosphatidylinositol-4,5-bisphosphate binding. The transcript has a single exon. Gene Ontology annotation, biological process: exocytosis. Lineage: Eukaryota; Viridiplantae; Streptophyta; Magnoliopsida; Malvales; Malvaceae. Bases 104 to 1969 code for a protein of 621 amino acids. The record is from RefSeq and is a predicted model, not a curated record.
UCUCUAUUCUUCUUCCACUCCUCACUGCAACAACAAAUUUCACUUUAUUUCGUUCUUAAUUACUGUCUUUUAGCUUUAUAUCAAACUCAAACUCUAUUUGUGAAUGCCGAGAAAAGGAAUGAGGAGCAUUUUCUUCAAAUCACCAUCUCCAACGAGGAUGACACCGCCUUCUUCUCCACUCCACCAUACUUUUUCAGAGUCACUAAUGGAGGAGAACAUUGAAGUAGCCCAAUUCAUCAUCACCAAAUGGGACUCCUCGCAUGACGACAAUCUCGUUUCUCUUUUCUCCGAUAAGGAUGAAGCCAGACAAUAUCUGGGUUCCAUUAAAGGAUUGCAAAAAGCUAUGAAGUACUUGGUUUUACACCAAUCCAAUUCGGAGAAACUCGUCCGAGCUCAACUACUGAUGCAAACCGCCAUGAAAAGGUUGCAGAAGGAGUUUUACCAGAUUUUGAAGUCCAACCGGGAUUAUCUCGACCCAGAAUCUGUUUCGGCUUACUCAUCUUCCAGGCCUUCGGUUUCCAGGUCUAGUUUUUCGGAAUUUGAAGAAGAAGAAGAAGAAGAAGAAGAUGAGUCGGAGAACGAGAAUGAUUCGGUACCUGAAGUGGAGAGAGCGUCGUUAGCUGCUAUGGCGGAUUUGAGAGCUAUUGCGGAAGCCAUGAUAUCGGCGGGGUACGCUAAGGAGUGUAUCAAAGUUUAUAAGAUUAUUCGGAAAUCGAUCGUCGAUGAAGCUCUUUACCAUCUCGGAGUUGAAAGGGAGUUGACAUUUCAGAAGAUUCAGAAGAUGGAAUGGGAGGUUCUGGAGUUUAAAAUCAAGAACUGGUUAAGCGCUGUUAAAAUGGCGGUUAAAACGCUGUUUUAUGGCGAGAGGCUCCUCUGCGAUCAAGUGUUUUCCGUUUCGGCUGCCAUAAGGGAAUCUUGUUUCACGGAAAUUUCGAAAGAAGGAGCUUUGGCUCUGUUUGGUUUCCCGGAAAAUGUAGCCAAGUGCAAGAAAACUCCAGAGAAAUUGUUCCGUAUCUUGGACUUAUACGAAGCAGUUUCCGGUCUUUGGCCGGAAGUCGAAUCAAUCUUCAGCUUCGAAUCAACGUCGGCCGUACGAGCAACCGCCGUUAACUCCUUGAUCAAGCUCGGCGACACCGUUAGGACGAUGUUAAUGGACUUUGAAACGGCGAUUCAAAAGGAUUCAUCCAAAACGACGGUUCCAGGCGGUGGGAUCCACCCUCUAACACGCUACGUAAUGAAUUACAUCUCUUUCCUCGCCGAUUACUGCGGGAUUCUCUUGGACAUAUUCGCGGAUUGGCCGUUCACGGUUCCUUCCGCUUUACCGGAGUCUUACUUCGGCAGCCCCGACAGCGAGGGGAGCAUUUCAUCGCCGAUUUCCGUCCGGUUAGCCUGGCUCAUCCUCGUCAUGCUGUGUAAACUUGACGGCAAAGCCGCGAUGUACAAAGACGUGCCGCUUUCUUACUUGUUCUUAGCGAAUAAUCUCCAAUACGUCACCGAAAAAGUCCGUCAAUCGAACCUGAAAUUCCUCCUCGGCGACGAUUGGCUGAUAAAUCACGAACUGAAAGUAAAACAGUACGCUGAGAAUUACGAGAAGAUUGGAUGGAGCAAAGUGCUUGCGUCACUGCCAGAGAAUCAGACUGCUGAGAAUCCGGCCGAUCGGGUGAACGACCAUUUCAAGAAAUUCAAUUCGGCUUUCGAAGAAGCUUACAUGAAACAAAUUUCUUGGGUCGUACCCGACCCGAAACUCCGAGAUCAUAUCAAGAUUUCAAUGGCGAGACGGAUCAUACCGAUCUAUAAAGAGUUUUACGAGGCAUACGGCGGAGUGCAAAUGAAAAAAGAAAUGUGGGGUGAGCCAUUUAUCAGAUUUACCCCUGAUGAUUUAGGAAACUACUUGUCGGAUAUGUUCUAUGGAAGCAAAAGCUCAGGGAGUGUGUCAUCAAGUUCAAGAGGAGGUGGCCGGAGUCAUUGAGGCCAUCCUUUUUUGGGGCGUUGAAAAAAUGGCCGGCCGGGUUGGAAUUUAGCCUGGUGGCUUUUUGUGGCAUGUGUUGCCACGUGUAUAGAAGACUGGUUAAUAAUUUAAUUAAUUAAUUACUUUAAAAUUGUAAUAAGAAAAUUCUUUGAUUUUUUUAAUUAUACAAUUCCAGUUUGGUGAACAAAAA